Penicillium cinerascens is the source of this 2229-nucleotide messenger RNA. RefSeq names its product transient receptor potential ion channel family protein. Gene Ontology annotation, biological process: transmembrane transport; fungal-type cell wall biogenesis. Lineage: Eukaryota; Fungi; Ascomycota; Eurotiomycetes; Eurotiales; Aspergillaceae. The record is from RefSeq and is a predicted model, not a curated record. The transcript has a single exon. Bases 1 to 2229 code for a protein of 742 amino acids.
AUGAGGUCGUUAUCAUUGCUCACUUUCUUCGUUGCCUUUUUGGCGCCGAUGGUGUCCGCAGUGAAGCUGCUGGAGUCCAAUGCGCUGAACGUGUGCAUGGAGUCUAGCAAUUUCACUGCCACCUACUUUAAUGUCGUCUUCUACCCCAACAACAACACGCUCACGAUCGGCUUCGAUGGUGUAUCCUAUAUUUCCGGCAAGGUCAUCGCGGACAUGACGCUGACUGCUUACGGUUACGAGGCCUACUCGAGUACUGUCGACCCCUGCAAUAUCUCCGGCAUGGGUAUGUGCCCGAUGGCCCCUGGUCCCAUUGACCUGGGUCCCGUUUCUCUUCCUCUUCCUUCAGACACGGCCUCCAACAUUCCCGGAAUUGCCUAUACUGUUCCCGAUCUCGAUGCGACUGUGAAAAUUGUCAUCAAGAGGAAGGAUACCGGAGAGAAGAUUGCCUGUGUGGAAGCCAAUCUUUCCAACAACAAGACCGUCUACCAGUUGGGUGUCGCAUGGACGACUGCUAUCAUUUCCGGCGUGGGUCUGGCAGCAUCUGCCAUUACCUCUGGAUUGGGACACUCCAAUACUGCAGCUCACGUUGCGGCAAACGCGCUCUCUCUCUUCGGAUUCAUGCAGUCUCAGGCCAUGAUUGGUAUGACUUCGGUGCAUAUGCCCCCAAUUGUGGAGUCGUGGACCCAGAAUUUCCAGUGGAGUAUGGGUAUCAUCCACAUCGGAUUCCUGCAGACAAUCUGUACCUGGUACCAGCGCGCGACAGGCGGUACUCCCUCCACCGUUCUCUCCCAACUUGGCGAUACCUCUGUGGAGGUGCUGCGCCGCCGCAAGCGUGACUUCAUUGACCCUGCAAUCAACAUGAUGAGGCGCGCACUUGACUCCCGGGGACUGAGCUCCCUGUCGAAGCGGUCCAGCUCCAGCCAGAAGCUCUUGAUUGUGCGUGGUAUCGAUCGUGUCGGCUUCCGUGCCAACAUCGAGGAAACAAACAUCUUCUUGACCGGUCUCAUUUUCUUCGUCGUCUUCGUCUGUGUUGUUAUCCUCAUUGUCGCUUCCUUCAAGGGAAUUUGCGAGUUGCUGGUCAGGAAUGGCAAGAUGAAGAGUGACAAGUUCCAGGACUUCCGCAACGGCUGGAAGGUUGUCACUCGCGGGAUUUUGUUCCGUUUGACUUUGAUUGGUUUCCCCCAGAUGUGUGUUCUCUGCCUCUGGGAGUUCACCCAGCGCGACUCGGCUGCCGAAGUUGUUUUGGCCGUGGUUAUGAUUCUGUCCUUGCUCGUCGCAUUGGGCUGGGCUGCUCAAAAGGUCAUUCGUCUUGCCAAGCGCUCGGUGACCAUGCACAAAAACCCGGCUUAUAUCCUGUAUUCAGACCCCUCCUGUCUCAACAAGUGGGGUUUCCUGUAUGUUCAGUACCGGGCCACAGCGUACUACUUUGUCGUUCCCUACCUCGGCUAUCUUUUCGUCAAGGGAAUGUUCAUCGGUCUGAGCCAGUCCGCUCCGGUCGUCCAGACUGUCGCCCUUGUGAUUCUGGAGGCUGGUAUGCUGAUUGCUGUCUGCGUUCUGCGCCCGUGGAUGGACAAGAAGACCAACAUCUACAACAUCUCUAUUGCCGUUGUCAACUUCCUUAACGUGAUUUUCCUGCUGGUCUUCUCUGAUGUUUUCAACCCGCCUGGCAUGAUGAUUGGUGUCAUGGGUGUCAUCUUCUUCGUCUACAAUGCAGCGUUCGCCCUGGUUCUUCUUGUUCUCGUCUUGAUUGCGUCAGUCUAUGCCGUUGUGUCAAAGGACCCUGACACCCGUUACCAGCCCAUGCGCGAUGACCGGGGCUCCUUCAUCAAGUCCCAGACCCAGCUGACCACCGAGCUGGAUGCUCUGGGUGCCACCGCUCGCGGCGACCUCAAGUCUGGACAGUACCACCAGAACCCAUUCGACGACGACUCUGCUUCCAUCUCAAGUGGCAACGGGGCCAACAUCGGCCACAACAACCUGAAUGUCGCCCACAACGGUGCCCAUGGCCAGCCCCCGCACUCGCCCGUGGAUCCGUCAGUACCGCUCUUCCCUAGCAACGGCUCUCCCCAACGGGGAUCCCCGCCUGGCUACGACCAUUUUGGUCGGUCAGCGUCACCCCGUCCUGGUAACUAUGGGGAUGCGCCAGUCGGUGUAUCUGCCAUGGCACCAACAUUCAGAGCCCAAAACAAUUCCAGCCCAUGGCAGCGGGGAGCUGGCUACGACCACUAG